GUCGAUGAUUUUAGUUGUGAAGUGAAGAAGACAAACUGGUAGCUAGGCCGAGGCAGGUUCCUCAAUCUGAUCCCACCACUCAUAAAACCCAAAAAUCUUAACAUCAAAGUAAUCAUUCUACCUUUUUCUAGUUGAUCCAUAAGCAUAUCCAGAUCCCAAUCAAAACUCUCCAAAACUCUCCAAAACAAGGGGAAAAAAUGAGCGGUGACGAGAAAAGCACAGCUGUAGUUGUAGAUCACCAGCAUAAUCGAUAUGGAACUUUCCAAGGAGUAGCCAACUACCCUCCUCCACCUCCUCCUCAACACCAUGGCCCUGCUAUUGGGUUUCCUCAGCCUGUUCCGCCGCCUGGCCUCCAUGAGCCCUCUGCUCCUCCUUCUCAGUAUUAUUCUCAAGGUUAUCAGACCGUUCCAGGUUAUGCUGUUGCUGAAGGAAGACCUGUAAGAGAGCGUCGCCUACCGUGCUGUGGCUGUGGCCUUGGAUGGUUCCUGUUCAUCAUUGGUUUUUUCCUUGGGACCAUCCCCUGGUACAUUGGACUGUUGAUGCUACUUUGUGCAAGGGAGAGGAUGGACCACCGAGAGAAACCGGGAUAUAUCGCUUGCACAAUUGCUGCUGUUCUUGCUACAAUUGCCAUUGUCCUCGGUGUAACAAAGGGAAUCAACGAUUGAUAAGUUAUUCCGAGCAGUGUAUAUGCCUUUUCUUGUAAGCUAUCGUUGUGAGAAUUUGGUCGGAGAAUACAUGCGAACUACAUAUAUGGUCCAUUAGUGAUGUUUGUUUAUCAUAAUUGCUCUUAUAGCAAUGCAGAUUGUUAAACUAGAACUUUUACAUACAUUUAUAUUUAGCCAAAUAAAAAGUGCGCAUUGUGU
Molecule: messenger RNA, 863 nt
Organism: Hibiscus syriacus
Lineage: Eukaryota; Viridiplantae; Streptophyta; Magnoliopsida; Malvales; Malvaceae
Product: 60S ribosomal protein L18a-like protein
Exons: 4
Coding region: 198-665 (155 amino acids)
Source: RefSeq, a predicted model, not a curated record